UUAGCCCUACUUUCUUUCUCUUUCCAGACGGCCAUCUUGUUAUCACACGUGUGUGAAAAGGGGCCGGAAAAUCACUAAAUAUGGCGGCAAGGCCAUUGAUAACGGUUUACAGCGAGAAAGCUGAACCAAGUGAAUCAAACAUCACUCUUCCUGCGGUGUUCAGGGCCCCCAUCAGACCCGACAUCGUCAACUUUGUUCAUGCAGAGAUAAGGAAGAAUGCACGCCAAGCGUACUCUGUCAAUGAGUAUGCAGGUCACCAGACAUCUGCAGAGUCAUGGGGCACUGGUCGUGCUGUAGCACGUAUUCCCCGUGUCCGUGGAGGUGGCACCCAUCGUUCUGGUCAAGGUGCUUUUGGCAACAUGUGUCGUGGAGGACGCAUGUUUGCUCCAACCAAGACAUGGAGGCGUUGGCAUCGCAGAGUCAAUGUGAACCAGAAACGUUAUGCCAUUUGCUCUGCUGUAGCUGCCACUGGUAUCCCCGCCCUGGUGAUGUCUAAAGGUCAUCGCAUUGAAGAGAUCCCAGAGGUACCUCUAGUUGUCUCAGAUAAAGUCCAGGAAUACAAAAAGACAAAGGAAGCUGUGGGACUUUUGAAAAAAUUGAAAGCUUGGGCUGAUAUUCAAAAGGUUUACAAUUCCAAACGUUUUAGAGCUGGAAAAGGUAAAAUGCGUAAUCGUCGGCGCAUACAAAGAAGAGGUCCUUUGGUAAUUUACAAUCAAGAUAAUGGAAUAACCAGGGCUUUUAGAAAUAUACCAGGCAUCACACUAAUCAAUGUGUCAAGACUGAACCUCCUAAAAAUAGCACCUGGUGGGCAUGUGGGACGUUUCUGUAUUUGGACUGAAUCUGCUUUCCGCAAGCUUGAUGCUUUGUAUGGCACCUGGCGUAAGGCAUCCAAGGAGAAGAGCAAUUACAACUUGCCCAUGCCCAAGAUGACCAACAGUGACCUGUCCAGGCUUCUCAAGAGUGAUGAAAUACAGAGGGUUGUCAGACCACCACAGAGAAACAAUAAACGUAGAGUUCUGAAAAAGAACCCAUUGAAGAACAUCAGAGUUAUGCAGAAGCUCAACCCUUAUGCUGCAGUCAUGAAGAGAAAUGCUCUCCUCACAGAGGAGCAGCGUAAAAAAGCCAAACAGGCUGCAAUCAACAAGAAGAGAGGGAUUGCCCCAGAGACAACUGAGGCAAAGCCCAAAGGAAAGGCCCCAGCUAAGGGGAAGGGAAAGGGGAAAAAGUAAAUUCUCCUUGAAGAAGAAACAGCUCAAUUCAUAAAAAGAAACUUUACUAAAUGUUGAAAAAGGAAAAAGAAAACUCAGACAAAUUGAGCAAUGGUGUUUCAAUAUUUGAAAUGUGAUUCAACAAGAAUAAAAAAAAUGAAGAAAGAA
Messenger RNA from Lingula anatina, 1376 nucleotides. Its product is annotated as large ribosomal subunit protein uL4. Gene Ontology annotation, molecular function: structural constituent of ribosome. The record is from RefSeq and is a predicted model, not a curated record. NCBI's taxonomy places the organism in Eukaryota, Metazoa, Brachiopoda, Lingulata, Lingulida, Lingulidae. Gene Ontology annotation, cellular component: ribosome. Gene Ontology annotation, biological process: translation.